Talaromyces stipitatus ATCC 10500 is the source of this 2551-nucleotide messenger RNA. Its product is annotated as FAD binding domain protein. Bases 216 to 2180 code for a protein of 654 amino acids. The record is from RefSeq and is a predicted model, not a curated record. Lineage: Eukaryota; Fungi; Ascomycota; Eurotiomycetes; Eurotiales; Trichocomaceae. The transcript has 2 exons. Gene Ontology annotation, molecular function: FMN binding; [methionine synthase] reductase (NADPH) activity; flavin adenine dinucleotide binding. Gene Ontology annotation, biological process: homocysteine metabolic process. Gene Ontology annotation, cellular component: cytosol.
CGACUAUCGAAUCAAUGUCUUAACGACCUCGUCAAUUAAUACUGAUUACAACAUCCGCAUGGUCCUCGUUCGGUAACCAUUCAUCCAACGUGUACUUCUCCUCGGCAAUCUCACCGCCCCUCCUCCUUGGUCCGUUUGCGCGUCGGCGACUUCUUCGGACAGUUCUCUUUGAGAGAGUGUCGUUCACUGUCCCUAUUGCGAACCGCACAUACAACAUGCCGGCAGCAAUUGCGCAGCACUCUCUCGCUACCAAAGCUGGCAUACCCACCACCACGACGUCACACCCCGAGAACCCUAUCCCUGAAGAACCUCAAAACAUCCCACGUAUAUCCGAUAGCCAGAUAGGCUCAAACAUAGUUCAGGACUCCCACUCGACUGCUUCUAACCAGUCGGUUACCGGGUUGUCGGAAACUGAUUCGGAUACCGCCGAAACUCCAACGACGGAGCAUUCCGACAAUGGCAAUGGUAGCCGUUUUGAUGAUGCAGCCCUAAAGAAAUCACAAGGAACAACGAGGGCACGUCGUGCUUCGACUGCCUUAAUAUCAGAAAGCUCUGAAGAUGUGCAGAGGAUACUCGGUAAUAUCGGUGCUGGUGGAACGCAGUUAGUUGAAAAGGUUUGCUGUGGUGGCGGCUGCUGUCUUUCUCAGCCACUGCCGAGGUCUGAGGAGGUUGUUUUGAAUCCAAUCAGAACACCAGAUAACCAUGCGUAUCGCAGUUUGAAUUUGAAAAUCCGCACACUCGCCCUGGACAGUGUAUUGACCAACAUUGUACCUCUUCCGGAAAAGACCGUCUCGUUUGGCCGUGUUUCGUCCGGCCUUGUGGACGUCAAACUGGGCCCAACAGACCAUCCUCCGAAAUUCGUUCAGCCUCACCCUCCAUAUGAGGUCUUUCGUGCACCGCUGCACCAUGCCCGAGAGCUCACAAAACCCGGCGCUGAGAAGCGCACAUAUCAUUUCGACAUUGACGUCACUGAUUACCCUGUUGAAGGUGGAGAUGUGGAUUUUGUUGUCGGUGGUGCUAUUGGAGUCUGCCCUAUGAAUAGCGAUGAGGCAGUGGACAGCGUCUUCAAUUGUCUAGGCAUUCCGAAGCCCAUUCGAGACAAGAAAUUAAUGGUCCGCACCGCUGGUGGACGUUGGCCCACCAUCUGGGGUGAGGAGCAACCUCGGGAGCUAGUCACCACACGCCGGGAGUUGCUCAAAUGGUGUUCCGAUAUUCAAAGCUAUCCUCCAACCAAGCAGCUACUGCGCGUCAUGGCCGAAUACGCCUCUGAUCCUCAUGAGAAGAAGAUUCUUAUGUUCCUCUGCUCUGCACAAGGACAGAGCGUUUUCUGCGACCUUCGAACUGGUGUGCAUGUUUCGCUAGAACAACUCUUACAAGCCUUCCCUUCCAGUCAACCGCCUCUCGACUACCUUCUCUCCGUCCUCGGGACGCUCAUGCCACGUUUCUACUCUCUUUCACAAGACCCGACCAUUUCAUGUACCACCCAGGGCGAAAAAUGCCGACGCCUCAUCGAGAUCGCUGUAACUGUUCACGAAAGCAACGAUUGGAAACGCGGAACAAGGACCGGCGUUAGCUCCGGCUUCCUACAAAGACUAGCCGAUCAAGUAAUUGCCGCGGAGCAACAAGGCAUUGAUCCCAAAACUCUUGGUAUCCACGUCCCAAUGUUUCGCGGUCUCAUGGCCAACCCUCUUGCUCGCGAAUUCGUCCUCGACGGACCCAUGCUCCUGAUCGGUGCUGGUGUCGGUAUCGCUCCAUUCCGUGGCUUUGUUCAACGACGACUCAAAUCAGCCAACUGCGCCAACAAAGUGUGGGUUCUCCAGGGUAUCCGCGAUUCACUACUCGAUGAAUUAUACAGCGGCGAAUGGGGCGUUCACGAAGAACAAGUGAAGAAAGUUGUCCAAAGCCGUAGAGGCGAAAGUCGUUACGUUCAAGAAGAAGUUCGCCAUCAGGCUGAUCUGGUAUGGUUCGUAAUUAAUGCACUUGAUGGCCGAGUUUUCGUCUGCGGUAGUAGCAAAGGGAUGGGUGAAGGGGUAGAGGAAGCUUUGAUUGAUGUUGCAAUGGCUAAAGGGAAUUUGAAUCGGGAGCAAGCAAAGGAAUUCUGGGGACGAAAGAAGGAAGCUGGCCAAUAUAUUGCUGUAAGUUUCCCACACCUUGACUUUCGAAUAAAGUCUGAUUCUUAACAGGAAACGUGGUGACCUCUCUCCCGCUUUUUCAGCCCGUCAUUGUACAUUUACAUCAUACAUUGUGGAGGAACAUUUUGCUUGACCUAAUACAUAACAAUCAGCGUUGACUUUGGCAUUUUCUUUUUCCCUUCUCUUUAAGCCCCAGCAGCAAAGAAGGAUAGCAUUUAUGCAUGCAAUUCAUUCUGAUCUAUGGCUGUUUCGCUGUUCCUGUUCAUAGUGUAUAUUUGAGAGGCGUUUGGGACAGCAUGUUCUGUUUUUAUUUGAUUAUUUAGAGUCAUGCUAGAGAAUAGGGUGUGUUGAUUCAUACAUACCAUUCAUAUAUACAUAGUGAAUAUAUUUACGCCACGACUCGCGGCGGUUUUCUGUUU